Messenger RNA from Penicillium angulare, 1353 nucleotides. RefSeq lists its product as uncharacterized. The transcript has a single exon. The record is from RefSeq and is a predicted model, not a curated record. The coding region runs from base 1 to 1353 and encodes 450 amino acids. Lineage: Eukaryota; Fungi; Ascomycota; Eurotiomycetes; Eurotiales; Aspergillaceae.
AUGCCGUGUUUCGGUUUGGACGAGAAUGAUAGUUGUCAAAAUAGAUUUCUUCGACCGGGAGAUGAGACCCCUUCGUAUGCCCCAACUCCUGGAUACUUCGACCAUGAGGAUGCAUCUUCCAUUGAAUGUCUGCCACUAGACCGCGAAGAAUCUGUUGACGCACGCAUGUCUCCGUUCUCUCAGACGCAGCCUGACCGUGUCGGGGUUCGACAAACGGUGGAACCGCAAGAAGUAUCUCAUGAACAGCCAUUAGACUGUAUUGAAUACCCCAUCGAGUGGAGACUCACACUUAAUCGCCGAGUCGUAGCCCAGGAUACUGAGCAAAACUUGAUUCAAAUGCCAAGCUUCCAUUGGUCGCGAAUCCAGGCCAGGGCAGAGAAGAUUCUCAGAGGAAAGAUUGCUCGCGAUCGCCGAGUGAGAGCUGACGAUGUGACUGUCGUUGUCUCUGUCAAUGAUCGGUCUCAACGUGAUCUGACUAAACGUUUUGACAGUACAGAUGUGGAUUGGUCCGCCAUUGAAAAGCAACUCCUUAUGUGGGCGAACCUCCAUCGUCUUGGUAAAGAGUUGCGGCUUAAAAUCUCUCUCAACUUUAUUGAAGACAGUUCCCUGCCUUCAAGGUGUGAUAAAAGAGGGAAGUCAUCCGUGACCAAGCGGAUGCUGGCAGAUCGAGACGCACAGAUUGAUGCAGAGGAUGUUUCCGGUCAGCCUUCGGUAUGGCGGGACGUCUAUCAAAAGAUGCGAUGCCCUGGGCCGCCAUGUCGCCACGAAGGUCAGUAUUGUUGGCAAGACCCGGUUGGCAAGAGACACUAUAAACUGCGAACACAUCAAUUGAGAAGCCUCGUGAAAUAUGUGGAAAAAGGCGGGACCCUUGAAACCCACGAUGAUGUCCCUGAUAGUAUCCGUGAGCAACUCUAUACUGAGGAGAAUGAACGAAGGAGAAAGCAAAAAAGUCAUGACUUUGCCCAUAAUGCGCCCGGGCCGUUCUGCCCUCCCAUUAAUAUCACUGUUCUUCCGAACCAAGCAUCCCAGCCGCUAGUCGCUGAUUCCAUUGACUCUGCCACUUACCAUCCGAAAAUAUCAACUCCAGGUCUGAUUGAAAUACCUGGUCUCCACGACGUGGCUGUGGAGGAAUAUAGUGAUUGGCAACAGUCAAGAGUGAGUAGAGAAAAUCUCAAGGAUGAUAUCCGCAAGGCACGAGACUUGGCGCUGGCAAAUGGCCUCGAUCUCCAGCAGAUCCAUGGUGAUCAAAACCCAGAAUUUUUCACGAAGCAAGGCAUCAGCCUGGGCGUAGCGCGCCGAUUCGUUUCUGAAAUCGUUCAAUGGGCCCAAUUAGGCACAAGAGGCCGUGAGUAA